Molecule: messenger RNA, 3116 nt
Organism: Cutaneotrichosporon oleaginosum
Lineage: Eukaryota; Fungi; Basidiomycota; Tremellomycetes; Trichosporonales; Trichosporonaceae
Biological process (GO): ubiquitin-dependent protein catabolic process; protein polyubiquitination
Molecular function (GO): ubiquitin protein ligase activity
Source: RefSeq, a predicted model, not a curated record
CUUCACUCAUCUCACCAGCUCACCAGUAAUUCCCGCAAUGUGGAAUCCAGACGGCAGCGGGCGCCAUCCGCCGGUCGACCUGAGCACACGGAGCUCGUCUUCGCCCACGGCCUUGCUGAGCAGUAUCCGCGCGCAGCGCGAGGAGCGUGAAGCUCAGCGCCGCCUCGAGGCUGCCGCGACGACGGUCCAGAAAGUAUGGCGCGGGCGCUCGGCCGCGUCAGCAGUGAGGGCUGACAUCCUCGCUCAACUUGAGGCGGGAGUGAGUGUGCAAGAGGGUGCGCGCGCUCUGCUCCUCCUCCUCCGAGGACGCGGCGAGCGAGCCCGCGUCGGCGCUCUCCUUGUGAAAUGGACAACGGCAGCAUUAGCAAGAGGCCCCGAAGGUCAGGUGUUUGGUGCUCUCGUCGCGGAAGACGCGUUCGCCUUUGGCAUCCUCCUCGCCAGCAUCCUGCGCUUCGUCAGCACCAGCCCUCGCAAUGAGACGUCUGCUAAGCUACUCACCUCCCUCGAGGCAUUUCUCAAGCCGGCGGCUUACACAAACCUUCCCCCAGAUUGCAUGUCCGAAGUCGUUGCCGCGCUUGGUGCACGUGCAUGGAUUGAGACGCUCGCGGACAUCACUGAGGCGCUCGCGACCGCGAAGAGGCGGCAUCCCCUCCUUCUUCCCGUAAUCCGCCUCGUAACAGCCCCUACGGCCCUCGUGCCCCUCACCACCGAGUCGCCUCUUCUCCCGCCGCUCGUCCACACCUUCCUUGCCAUCCCCGCCCUCCCCUCGUCUAUCCCCCUUGCCUCUCUCACCCACCUCUCGUCCAGCUUACCCAUUUUCAGCAUCCUUCUGCCGGCCUCCGCCGCCAAUCCAUUGUUGCUCAAGCAGGGACGACUUGCAGAUGAGCUGGGGCGGACGUAUUUCCUCGCGAACCUUGCCACAUUUGGCAUCACCGGGGGCAUGCUACAACGCACCGGCGCACCCGGCAAACGGGCGUGGAUGUCAGUAGUUGGAGCGAUCCUCCCAACCCUCGGGGAAGGAUGGAGCGCGUGGACCGAAAGCAGCGUUUCUGGUGCUGCCGGAGUUGCGGCCGCGGCCGUGAUGGAUGUCGAUGACGGCAGCGAGGACGACGACACUGCCCCGAUUGCGCCUGAGCGUCCAAGACUCCCGCUUGGCAUUGCCAAGGCGCUCGCUCUUCUUGCCAGCCCCCAGCACAUCGGAACGCUUGCAUCAUACGCGACAUCUUCGGGUUCAUUGGCCGACUUCUCCACAUAUGCCCUCAACAUCCUUGUUGCUUUCCGCGGCUCGCCCAAGUGGGAGGGCACGCUCGACGCGCUGCUCGAUGGCAAUCGAGGUAGAGCGCUGAUCAAGUUGCUCUGGCGUGAAGGAGUGCGCGGCAAGUGGAACAACGCGCCUGAUCAGUGGUCGCAGUUUUCGAAAAACCCUCAGAAAUCGAUGCUUCUCUUGCUCACUUAUGUGUACAACCAUUACCUCUUCCUCACGCCCGACGACGAGUUCUUCAGUGCGAACAACCCACUCUCACUGGAUGAGGUGCUCGAGCUAUCAAGCACGUGGCGCGACCUCGCGUUCUGGGGGUAUCUGAAUGGGGUUGGGCAAGGCGUGCGUGGCGCUGGGACCGAGGCUGAUAGGCGGCUCUUCACCCAAGGUGUGGUACGCGUCACGGAGCGCAACGGACGGCGCAAGUUUGCACCCGACGAGUAUUGGGUAAUGGACUCCAACCUGCGUGACGGUUUCAUCGACGCCGUCAAGUACGAAGAUGAGCUGCUCGAGCUUGAAACGCGCGCGGCAAACGACUCACACGGCAUCGCCCGCCCCCAGCAGUCUGCGAAUGUGCGGCAGUUUAUGAGUCGGCGGCAGCUCGCCAACUCGCGCAUUUCACCACGCUUAGGUCUGCUUAACAAUAUGCCCAUGGCCGUACCGUUUUCCACCCGCCUCCAAGUGUUCCGCGAGUUUAUCCGCGCAGACAGGAAGCGGCUGGGCAUUCAGCGCUACGGACGUGCGCGGCAUAGAGUGUCCAUACGCCGCUCACACCUUGCCGAGGAUGGUUUCCGGCAACUCAACAGCCUGGGCCCGGGGCUGAAGAAUAUCGUCGAGAUCACCUUUAUCGACCAAUGGGGUAACGAGGAGGCAGGCAUUGACGGCGGCGGCUUGUUCAAGGAGUUCCUGCACAACCUCAGCAAGGAGGCAUUUGACACGGAGCGCGGGCUGUGGCUCGCCAAUCUUCGCAACGAGCUUUACCCCAACCCCCACAGCUAUGCGAAGGAGAGCCACCAGCUCGAGUGGUACAGCUUCAUCGGCCGGCUGCUGGGCAAGGCGCUGUACGCCAACAUGCUGGUUGACGUGACGUUUGCUGGCUUCUUCCUGGCCAAGUGGCUGGGGCGGCAGUCAUACGUCGACGAUCUGGCGUCGCUCGACCAGGAGCUGUAUCGCGGCCUCAUUCAGCUGAAGAACUACCCCAACCCCGAAGAGCUGUCCCUGACCUUCUCGGUGACGGAGAACGAGUUUGGCGUCGCCAAAAACGUCGACCUUAUUCCUGGCGGAUCUGAAAUCCCCGUCACUGCGGAGAACCGACACGAGUACAUCGCCCUCGUGUGCAAGUACAAGCUCGACUGGCAAUUUGCUGCGCAGUCUGAGGCUUUCUUUGCCGGCUUGUCAGACCUCAUCGACCCGCGCUGGCUGCGUAUGUUUGACCAGAACGAGCUCGCCCAGCUCCUCGGCGGCGAGGAGACGCCCAUCGACAUCAUGGACCUGCGCAAGCAUACGACAGUCACGGGUUUCGAGGACGAACGGACACCGGCCAUGUUCUGGCGCGUCGUCGACAGUUUCAGCGAGGAGCAGAAGCGGCAGCUGCUGACGUUUGUCACGAGCUGCUCGCGUCCGCCGCUGCUGGGCUUUGCGCAACUCAAUCCGCCGUUUGGCGUGCGCAACGGCGGGUCGGACAAGAGUCGGCUGCCGACCGCCAGCAGCUGUGCCAACCUCCUCAAGCUUCCCGAUUACAGGGACGAGGCGAUGCUGCGCUCCAAGCUGCUACAGGCGAUCACGAGCGGUGCAGGAUUUGAUAUGUCGUAGUGCGUGAGACAGAGGCCGUGAUAUGUAUGCAUGUAUUUUGAGGUGA